CAGCAACAAUCGCGGUGCGUGCCGUCACCUACGGUCAGCGACUUUCCGAUCUGACGGCUGAGCCUUCCAAAGACCUCAGACUCGAUUCACGAUGUGCCAUCGCUCACCGUCGAUGUUACAUCCUCUCCGGCCGCGGUCCGAUCUUCUCGUGCUCGCGCUUCGAGAUGGAGCUGCCGCGCAGACGCGAUGCAGCCAGCCGGCCAGCCGGCACCCGCCAGCGGCAGCCCCCGUCCCGUCUCCUCCCCACCGUCGCACACACUGCCGCUUAUUCGGGAUGUUCCCACAGGGUUAACUCUCUCGCUCUCUCUCGCUCUAUCUCGCUCUCUCUCGCCCAGCCACUGCUGUCUCUGCCUUCGCAUUCCACGACACGUGCACCGACUCAUGGGACCAACGUAUGUGCCUCCGUGACACCAGCUGCUGAGUCCAGCCAGACAUUCCCUUUCUCCUCGCUCUUCGCGUCGAACACCGCACAUUGUCGCCAUACCUUUUUGUUAUUUUCCAUAUUCUCGGGAUACCCCUCCUCGUCGUGCGGCCCGUGGAUCCGGCCCAAGUGAAAUCCACAUACCAGGAUCUCUAGAGCGAUCAGUCCGUCGCGCGGCUUCCUCCGGCUCUCCCACCUGCUUCCCAAGUGAAAUUCACUCCAUCGAAAUUCGCACCUGAUGGCUUUGCUCCCGUCGAUUGCGCGGCGUCCUCGGCUGUCGCCAGUGGCGAUCCUUUCCUUCGUCGUCGCGAUCGUCGCAGCGCGCCUCCCCUCCGGCGACGCGAUUCGCCUCGCCGCGUCGCCCGAUGCGACCAUCCUCAAGUCGCAGCUGGACAUUCUCCGUCAGCUCGGCGUGCAGUCAGGCAGCGGCUUCGCGGGGUUCAAGUCGUGGACGGCCGCCGGCAGCCCCGCCAAGUGCGCCAAGUACCUGGGAGUGACGUGCGACGCGGAGGGCAGGAUUACCGCCAUCAACGUGACAGCAGCCAGUUUCGCCGCGCCCAUCGACGCUAUCUCCAAGCUCGGCGCGCUCGAAUCCCUCGACUUGAGUUACAACAGGGAUGUGGGAGCGUUGCCACAGUCACUGACCAAGCUCAAGAAGCUCAAGCACCUCAAUGUGUACCACUGUUGGAUCGAGGGGGAAAUCCCGGACUUCCUAAGCCAACUCACUGCCCUCACAUACUUGAGCAUUGGCGAUAACCCGUUAGUAGGAGUUGUUCCUCCCAGCAUUGGCAGCCUUGUCAACCUCGUCUCCCUCAACAUCGCCAGAACAGGGGAGGACGGAGUGAGAGGCGCCUUGCCCUACACGCUUGCCAGACUGACGAAGCUGAAAGAACUCUAUCUGCGCAACAACGGCUUUAAGGGCCGCCUGCCAGACUUUAUUGGAGGGCUCACCAACCUCGAGAAGCUCAUGGUGAGCAAGAACAACUGGGAGGGCCCCAUUCCCACAUUCCUUUCCAAGCUUAAGAAGCUCAAAUACCUGGGCCUUCGCGAAACGGCCUUUGAAGGCAACAUACCGACAUUCCUUGCAACGCUUGACAAGCUCACAUACCUGUCCCUCUCCGAAACGAGGCUGUCCGGGGAGGUGCCAAAGGCCCUUAACGCUCUGGUCAGCCUGAAAGAGCUGUACAUCAACAGUGCCUGGUUCUAUGGCCCCUUGCCCAACCUCAGCAGCCUCAAGAAGCUCACAUUGAUUGACCUUGCUGACAAUUUUUUCUCGGGUCCGGUCCCCUCCUUCCUGCUGCGCGUCCCGGUCGUCAGCAUGGGCGGCAACUAUUUCUCCGGCUCGGCCACCGCCCUCCCCUGCGCCGACCACUUCACGCUGGGCGGCAACUGCCUCUCCGCCGGCCCGACCAAGUGCGGCGGGCCCGCUGCCCAGAAGACCACGGCUGAGUGCAACAAGUUUUGCGGGACGGCCAUGGCUGCUGGGGCGUGCAGUGGGAAGGGUGUGUGUAUGCCGGAUGUAGAGAAGAUACCUAGCGCGGAUGCUUUUGCACCCAUCUGCAAGUGUGAGAAGGGUUAUUGGGCUUCUCACAAAAAGCUGAGGUGCUCCAAUAACAACACGUGAACGGUGAUAAAAUGCACCACUAUAGUGAAAAGCUCAUCUAGUGCUAUAGUUGUACGGAAGAAAUGAAUAGCGCUGAUUGUUCAGCCUUCGCAUGAUAAAGUGGUGUGACGAAUACCUCUGAACUGUACAACUGCUUAGUUUCUUGUGCCCACAUUUUUAUAUCCU
Closterium sp. NIES-67 is the source of this 2210-nucleotide messenger RNA. NCBI's taxonomy places the organism in Eukaryota, Viridiplantae, Streptophyta, Zygnematophyceae, Desmidiales, Closteriaceae. The record is from the annotation of a GenBank genome assembly.